UCUUCUAAGCUAUAGCCAUGGCAGCUGCUGCCCUCUCUCCCUUUAAACUAUUAACCCACUGCUAAACACCCUCUCUCCAAGUUUCUAACUUUUAACCCACAUUUUCUUUCCUUGUUCUAUUAUAUAUAUUUAUCUUCAUCAUCAGACAUAUAUACGUGUGUUGCGUGAAUGCUCAUUACAUAUUUUCACACCAUAGGAGAGGAAGAUAUUAUAUCAAGCUAGAACAUCUCCCUUUUACAUCAACUAAGUAAAGCAUGCAAAUUCCCACAGAGAGGAAAACAGGCGUCUACACAUACAUAGGUCAAUGGCCAAUUUACUCCGUGGCAUGGUCCGUCCGCAACGACAAAAGAUCUCGCCUUGCCAUUGGCAGUUUCCUCGAAGACUACAGCAACAAGGUGGAACUGGUUCAGUUCAAUCUCUACACAUCCGAUUUCACGACUGACAAUCGGUUAGUUUUCGAUCACCCUUACGCUCCCACCAACCUAAUGUUCUUUCCGUCCGAGGAUACCUCUAAUCCCGAUAUGAUUGCCACGUCCGGCGACUACCUUCGUCUUUGGGAAAUCCACGACGAUCACAUUGAGCUUAAGUCCUUGCUUAAUGGCAACAAGAGCAGCGAAUUCAAUUCCGCCAUAACUUCUUUCGAUUGGGCUGAUUUCGACACUCGCCGUGUGGCCACCUCCAGUGUCGACACUACUUGUACCAUUUGGGACAUUGAGAGGGAGGCUGUAGACACUCAAUUAGUUGCGCACGACAAGGAAGUGUUCGACAUUUCGUGGGGCGGGUUCAAUGUGUUUGCAUCCGUGUCUGGAGACGGGUCUGUAAGAGUUUUCGACUUGCGAGACAAAGAACGAUCGACAAUAAUUUACGAAAACCCGAUCCCCGAAACUCCAUUGCUGAGGGUAGAAUGGAACAAGGCAGACCCUAGGUUCAUGGCUACAGUAGGGAUGGAUAGCAAUAAAAUUGUGAUAGUUGACAUCCGAUUUCCGACAACACCAUUGAUGGAAUUAUGCAGGCAUAAAGGGAGUGUUAACGCUAUUUCAUGGGCACCAUUGAUGGGAAAACAGCUUUGUUCGGCUGGAGAUGAUUCGAGGGCUCUAAUAUGGGAGGUGGUGGGCUCUAAUUAUCGAGCAGAAAAUGGAGUUGUAGUGAUGGAACCAGAGAUGUGGUAUGGAUCAGCAGCUGAGAUCAAUCAUGCUCGAUGGUCUCCAAUUGAGUUGGAUUGGAUUGCUAUAGUUUUUCUCAACAAAUUGCAGCUGUUGAAAGUUUAAGAAAAUUUUUGACUUCUAAUAACAAUAGUUUCAAGUUAGCCAGCCAUGUUAAUUAAAAGUCCUAUAUAUGUUUCAUUACUAAAAAUAAUUUCUUAUAUAUGAGAUUGGAAAA
Molecule: messenger RNA, 1380 nt
Organism: Gossypium arboreum
Lineage: Eukaryota; Viridiplantae; Streptophyta; Magnoliopsida; Malvales; Malvaceae
Product: WD repeat-containing protein LWD1-like
Exons: 2
Coding region: 255-1268 (337 amino acids)
Cellular component (GO): nucleus
Molecular function (GO): protein binding
Source: RefSeq, a predicted model, not a curated record